AUGUGGUUCCGCUACAAUCACCGUGAAACAUUUCGGCCUGGAUGGCCACCGCAGACCAAACAAAGUGUCUGCCGAUGAAUCACGGCCGACGUGACGCGCAAUCGUGCGCGGAUAAUUUUCGGAAAACGCGAACGGUAUAAUGCGCAAUGACGAACGGCGAGCCGCGGCGAAACGACCGUGGAGAAUUUUCGCGUCGCCACCGCUAACUAACGGUAAAUCUCUUGGUUGUUGUUGUUGUUGCAGGUCUGCUCAGGCUGCAACAGAUCUAUCAAGGCUUGAAACCGGGCAACGAGUCGUUUCAGGUGGAAACGGUGAAGAGAAUACAAAACAUGUCCGAGGCGAUCGAUUUCCUGCGCAGCUUGGAAGAACUGAACAGAUCACUCAAAUUUUCGUCGAUAUGCCGCUACGGUCACCGAACGAUAAGAAACUCGUUUCAAAUGUUACAGCGAAAUUACAUGAUGCAAAUCCUUUGCAGAUGGAGUAAUAAGUACGUGGUACUCGAUUGUCCCACGGACAUGGCGAAAGAUAUCGUGGUGAGCCACGUGAGGGAUGUUGCACUAGGGAAAAGAACGUACCACUAUUUGUUAAGUGGAUUGAUAAUGGAUGACCGAUGGGAAAGCGAGGUGAUCGAGUACGGCGCCAUCAACAUCACCGGAUUUCGAAUCGUGGAUGCUACACGACCCUACGUCAAAGAUUUCCUGGCUGGUUGGCAUCGUCUCGAUCCGGCCACGUCUCAAGGAGCUGGCCGCGAAUCCAUUUCUGCGCAAGCCGCGCUGAUGUACGACGCCGUAUUCGUUCUCGUCGAGGCGUUCAACAAGUUUCUGAGAAAAAAGCCGGACAGAAGCAACGUGAGGCGAACGGGCAUUUCUGGCAGCAGUCAGAUUACCAACGGCACCAAGGCGCUGGAUUGCAACAGCAGCCCCGGCUGGGUAACGCCGUUUGAGUUUGGCGAUAAAAUUUCAAGGCUACUCAGAAAAGUGGAGAUCGAGGGACUGACGGGGGAGAUUCGCUUUAACGAUGACGGUCGCAGGCACAAUUACACCCUCCAUGUCGUCGAGAUGACGGUCAACAGCGCCAUGGUCAAAGUGGCUGAAUGGACGGACGAGGCUGGAUUCCAAGCCAUCGCAGCGAAAUACAUUCGACUUCGACCGCACGCCGAAAUCGAGAAGAACAAGACCUACAUUGUCACUACCAUUGUGGAGGAGCCGUAUAUCAUGAAGAAAAAGUCAGACACUGGAGAGAUAUUAACUGGCAAUGAUAGUUACGAGGGCUAUUGCAAAGAUCUGGCUGAUCUCAUAGCUAAGAAACUGGGAAUAUCGUGAAGCAGACAUUGCCAUUGCCCCGAUGACAAUCACGUCUGAACGUGAACGAGUGAUCGACUUCAGUAAACCAUUCAUGUCGCUGGGAAUCAGUAUUAUGAUCAAGAAGCCCAUCAAACAGAAACCCGGUGUGUUCAGCUUUCUGAAUCCGCUGAGCAAAGAGAUUUGGGUGUGCGUGGUCUUUUCGUACAUCGGUGUAUCCAUCGUACUUUUUACCGUGUCCAGAUUCUCGCCGUACGAGUGGAGGGUACUGACGCUAAGCAGCGGCGGGGAUCCGACGAUGGCCACGAGGAAUGAUCCCACGCUGCAACAUCCGCACGGAUCGCAGGGAUCGCCGCACAUCCCGACUUCGAGCAUGGCGAACGACUUCAGCAUCAUCAAUAGCCUCUGGUUCGCUCUGGCAGCGUUCAUGCAGCAGGGUUGCGACAUAUCGCCCAGGUCGAUAUCAGGACGAAUAGUCGGCAGUGUCUGGUGGUUCUUCACCCUGAUUCUAAUCUCCUCCUACACCGCUAACUUAGCCGCGUUUCUAACCGUCGAAAGGAUGGUCGCACCGAUUAACUCGCCGGAAGACCUGGCCUCGCAAACGGAAGUGCAAUACGGUACACUAUCUUACGGAUCUACUUGGGACUUUUUUCGAAAAUCGCAGAUUAAUCUCUACAGCAAAAUGUGGGAGUUCAUGAACUCACGGAAGCACGUGUUCGUGAAAACAUACGACGAGGGUAUACGAAGGGUCAGGACAAGCAAAGGGAAAUACGCCCUCUUGAUCGAAAGUCCAAAGAACGAGUAUAUAAACGAGAGGGAACCCUGCGACACGAUGAAAGUCGGUAGGAACCUUGAUGCCAAAGGCUUUGGAGUAGCGACGCCAUUGGGAUCUCCUCUCAAAGAUCCCAUAAACCUGGCGGUGCUGUCGUUGAAGGAAAAUGGGGAAUUGACGAAACUGGUGAACCGAUGGUGGUACGACAGAACAGAAUGCAGACACGGGGACAAACAGGAUGCUUCUAGAAACGAGUUAUCCCUCAGCAACGUAGCAGGGAUAUUCUACAUCCUCAUCGGUGGCCUGCUUUUAGCGUUGGCCGUCGCGCUGCUAGAAUUCUGUUACAAAUCACACACGGAAGCUACCAGAGCGAAGGAAAAAAAAAAAAACAAAGGAAAAAGAAAGAAGAAAACAAACGGAAGCAACAAUAAAUCACAAAGCACGAAAGCUCCUGUCCCGAACCGGCUGGUCAAUCGGUUCGAAACGGUUCGAUCGGCCGACAAACAUCCAAAAGUCUGA
Messenger RNA from Heterotrigona itama, 2592 nucleotides. The record is from the annotation of a GenBank genome assembly. NCBI's taxonomy places the organism in Eukaryota, Metazoa, Arthropoda, Insecta, Hymenoptera, Apidae.